AUGACCACAGUGAGGGCUCUGUUAUCUGAGAAUCCAGCUGUGAUUUUUAGCAAAACAACAUGUUGUAUAAGCCACUCGAUCAUAUCACUCAUAAGAAAAUUUGGAGCAAAUCCUAUUAUUUAUGAGCUUGAUGAGCUUUCUAAUGGCGAUGGAAUUGAAGAAGAGUUAAUGGAGUUAGGUUGCAACCCUAGUGUGCCAGCUGUGUUCAUAGGGAAGAAGCUUGUUGGAGGUGCUAAUGAGAUUUAUAGUCUCAAUUUGGAAAGCAAGCUUAAACCACUACUCAUUGAUGCUAAUGCUAUUUGGAUGUAG
Lactuca saligna is the source of this 309-nucleotide messenger RNA. NCBI's taxonomy places the organism in Eukaryota, Viridiplantae, Streptophyta, Magnoliopsida, Asterales, Asteraceae. The record is from the annotation of a GenBank genome assembly.